ACAAGAUCAGUUGUCUAAGUGAGUUUGCACGUCGCAUGUCUGUCAAGAAUAAGAGCCCAAAGGAAUAGAAUUCGAGAAUUGCAAGUAAAAGGAUAGCACAGAAAAUAUGGAUACGCGCCUGAGUUUGCUCAUAGCGCUGCUCUUAGCUGCAAUCUAUGCUCAGCGACCAAGUUGGGCCUUGGAACUGAACAAUAACAAUAACAUUACAACUAACAUUGGAGAGAGUGGUUUAUUGCGAACAGUGCGUCAUGUGUAUGCUCAGUGUGCGGACAGCGAUGAUAUUUUUUGGUGCUGCAAGUUGCAAGGCGCUCGACUCCUUGGCCGAGCACUUAAAGUGCACCAGCUCAGCAUUGUGGAUGGCGUUAAUUUAGUGAGGCGCUCGAAUGGCGAAGAUUCACGCACAGGACGCGCCAGCAUUGCCGAGAGUCAGCUGAAUAAUCGUGAUCUAGAGCACAUGUCAAGCAAGAGUUUAGACGCAUUGCUGUUGGAGCGUUUUCUCAACUUCCUGCACAGCCAUCAACUGCAGGUGAAUCUGCCACGUCUUAUGCGUUUCGGUGAACGCAACAGCCAGGAUUGGUUGCAGCUUCUUUGGGGUUAUUUUAUGCCCGGCGAAACGAGUGUGGACAGCGAGGGACGCAAGAAGAAGGAUGACAAAAAGUAUCUGGGACCUUUCAUUGCAGCCGUGCUGCUCAAGACUGCAAUACUGAAGAUGGCCUAUCACUCAAUUGCGAUUGUGGCUGGCAAGGCGCUGAUUGUGGGUAAAAUAGCGCUAAUCAUCAGCGCCAUCAUUGGCCUUAAGAAACUAGUCAGUCACGAUGGCGGCGAGAAGACAACAUAUGAGAUUGUUAAACAUCCGCAAGUGCAGCAGAGUCACACCUAUUCGUCGAGCCAUCAAGGGGAGUACGAUAGCGGUGGCCACGAUGGCGGCUCGUAUCAUCGCAGCAUCGAUGACGAAAUGAUGAUGCAGGAUAAGGCUUAUCACGCUUGGAUGCCACAGGGCGGUGGCGGUGGAGGUGUUGCCUCAGCUGCCGCCUCUCUUGCCGCUGCUGCCGCCAAGGUGUAACGAUCAAAAUUGGCGUUGCAUCUAAAGCAAAACCAAAGAUUCAAAAGAUUUGUUCACUUAGUUUCAAUUGUGUCUGCAAAUUGCAAUUGUAUUUACAUUUGUUGACUAUAAUCCUAGUUGUGUAAGUUUAGUUACCGUAGAUACGAGUAUUUUUUUAACGCUGAAAUACAUAAAGCUAGAGAAAACCACGCAUUGGCAA
Drosophila albomicans is the source of this 1262-nucleotide messenger RNA. RefSeq lists its product as uncharacterized. Lineage: Eukaryota; Metazoa; Arthropoda; Insecta; Diptera; Drosophilidae. Bases 107 to 1063 code for a protein of 318 amino acids. The record is from RefSeq and is a predicted model, not a curated record. The transcript has a single exon.